Molecule: messenger RNA, 8328 nt
Organism: Mirounga angustirostris (Northern elephant seal)
Lineage: Eukaryota; Metazoa; Chordata; Mammalia; Carnivora; Phocidae
Gene: MGAT4A
Product: alpha-1,3-mannosyl-glycoprotein 4-beta-N-acetylglucosaminyltransferase A
Exons: 15
Coding region: 664-2316 (550 amino acids)
Biological process (GO): protein N-linked glycosylation
Cellular component (GO): endoplasmic reticulum; endoplasmic reticulum-Golgi intermediate compartment; Golgi stack
Molecular function (GO): acetylglucosaminyltransferase activity
Source: RefSeq, a predicted model, not a curated record
CUGGGGGGAAGGGAGAGUUGCCCGCGGGACCCGGCCGCCAGGGCCCACCCCCGCCCCGGGGUUGGAGCCUUUACAGGGCCGGGGGCAGGUGAGGCGGGGGCCAGGAGGUCCGGGGCAUGGAGGCAGGGGUGCUCCCGCCGACGCGGAGGCGGCGUGUAGCGGUCGUAGCGAAUCUUUCUACAAACUGAAGGUGUGAGGGUCGGGUGUGAAAGAGCACCCCCAUGCCCCCCAGGCCCCAGUUGUCCUGGAGGGGGAAGCUGCAGAUGGGACCCUUAGGUUGGGUCCGGGUGAUUGCACACAAAGUGUACCAGGUGACACCUCCGAGGCGUGUUUUGCGAGCUGGCAGUCAUACCACUUGCGGGCCCGCUUUUAUUUCUCGCAGCGUGUGUUUCUCUUGAGCCCGUUCAUUGAGUCCGAAUUGCGAAAUGAAGAAAGAAGCCUGAGACAGCAGCCUAUGAAGACUGUGAAGACAAUCCUGAAUAGCAAUUAUGAAUGGUGUUGCUGCUAGGCUUGUUCUGCGGAGCAUCUGAAAUGAACCUCUCUUAUUGAUUGUUUUUAUUGGCCCAGAGCCAGGAGUACUGGAUUCAGUUGACUUCAGGAUUAAAAAGAGAACAGUCCUGGUUAUCAUCAUAAACAUAUGAACCAGUGUGAUGGUGAAAUGAGAUGAGGCUCCGAAAUGGAACUGUAGCUACUGUUUUAGCAUUUAUCACUUCGUUCCUGACUUUAUCUUGGUAUACUACGUGGCAAAAUGGGAAAGAAAAACUGAUUGCUUAUCAACGAGAGUUUCUUGCCUUGAAAGAACGUCUUCGAAUAGCUGAACAUAGAAUCUCUCAGCGCUCUUCUGAAUUAAACGCCAUUGUACAACAGUUCAAGCGUGUAGGAGCAGAAGCAAAUGGAAGUAAGGAUGCAUUAAAUAAAUUUUCAGAUAAUACCCUAAAGCUAUUAAAGGAGUUAACAAGCAAAAAAUCUCUUCAAGUGCCAAGUAUUUAUUAUCAUUUGCCUCAUUUAUUGCAAAAUGAGAGAAGCCUUCAGCCUGCUCUGCAGAUUGGUAAUGGAAGAACAGGAGUGUCAAUAGUAAUGGGAAUUCCCACAGUGAAGAGAGAAGUUAAAUCUUACCUCAUAGAAACCCUUCAUUCCCUUAUUGAUAAUCUGUAUCCUGAAGAGAAGUUGGACUGUGUUAUAGUAGUCUUCAUAGGAGAGACAGAUAGUGAUUAUGUACACAGCGUUGUAGCCAACCUGGAGAAAGAAUUUUCUAAAGAAAUCAGUUCUGGCUUGGUGGAAAUAAUAUCCCCGCCUGAAAGCUAUUAUCCUGACCUGACAAACUUAAAGGAGACAUUUGGAGACUCCAAAGAAAGAGUAAGAUGGAGAACAAAGCAAAACCUAGAUUAUUGUUUUCUAAUGAUGUAUGCUCAGGAAAAGGGAAUAUAUUACAUUCAGCUUGAAGAUGAUAUUAUUGUCAAACAGAAUUACUUUAACACUAUAAAAAAUUUUGCACUUCAACUUUCUUCUGAGGAAUGGAUGAUACUAGAGUUCUCCCAGCUGGGCUUCAUUGGUAAAAUGUUUCAAGCACCAGACCUCACUCUGAUUGUGGAAUUCAUAUUUAUGUUCUAUAAGGAGAAACCCAUUGAUUGGCUCUUGGACCAUAUACUCUGGGUAAAAGUCUGCAACCCUGAAAAAGAUGCAAAACAUUGUGAUAGACAGAAAGCAAAUCUACGAAUUCGCUUCAGACCUUCCCUUUUCCAACAUGUUGGUCUGCAUUCUUCUCUAUCAGGAAAAAUUCAGAAACUCACGGAUAAAGAUUACAUGAAACCAUUACUUCUUAAAAUCCAUGUAAACCCGCCUGCAGAGAUAUCUACUUCUUUGAAGGUCUACCAAGGACAUACACUGGAGAAAACUUACAUGGGGGAGGAUUUCUUCUGGGCUAUCACCCCAGUAGCCGGAGACUAUAUCUUGUUCAAAUUUGAUAAGCCAGUCAAUGUAGAAAGUUAUUUGUUCCACAGUGGCAACCAAGAACAUCCAGGAGAUAUUCUGCUAAACACAACUGUGGAAGUUUUGCCUUUUAAGAGUGAAGGUUUGGAAAUAAGCAAAGAAACCAAAGACAAACGAUUAGAAGAUGGUUAUUUCAGAAUAGGAAAAUUUGAGAAUGGUGUUGCCGAAGGAAUGGUGGAUCCCAGUCUAAACCCCAUUUCAGCCUUUCGACUUUCAGUUAUUCAGAAUUCUGCCGUUUGGGCCAUUCUUAAUGAGGUAAGACAAUAUGUGCGAUCCGUGACACAGCUUAGAUGGUAUGUUGUUGUUUUGUUUUUUACCACAUUUUGAUUUCAUGCGUAAGGCCUUUAUUGUACUUCUUGUUAAUUUUGUAUUUCAGAUUCAUAUUAAAAAAGUCACCAACUGAUCAUCUGCUAAGAAACCAGUACAUUUUUUCCCUGUGAAUUUGUUAAUUAAAGAUAAUUAAGCAUGUACUUUUUUUUUUUUUACUUGAACACUACCUCUUGUGAAAUCUACUGUAGAUAAGAUGAUUGUCAUUUCCACUUGGAAAGUGAACCUCCCAUGGAUAAUUGCAUUCAUUCGAACCUAAGCUGUCCUCCAAUUUUAACUUGACUCAAACAUUUUACAGUUAUGACAGGCUGUUAAUAUGACUUGUACUAUUUUGGUAUUAUACUAAUACAUAAGAGUUGUACAUAUUGUUACAUUCCUUAAAUUUGAGAAAAAUUAAUGUUAAAUACAUUUUAUGAAGGGGGUACUUUUGAAGUUCAUUUAUUUUACUAUUAUAGACCCUCUUUUAUAGAUUAUCAGGGAUUAUAUAUAUAUAAAUAUAUAAAUAUACAUAAAAAUGUUAUGGAGUUAAUUUAUUAGAAACAUUUAAGAAGUACAUAUUUUUGUGCAGUAAAUUUUUGAAUCAAUACUUUUUUUGAAAAGUUACCUUGCUUUUUUAAGUUCUUUCUAUAUUUUUCUUUGGAAAUGCAAACAUUACAAAUUAAUGCCAUUUUUCAAAUGCACUGCCAUUUAAGAAUGAUUCUAGAUUGAUUUCCUAACUGAAGUACUUUUAUAAUUGCAGUGAUUCUGAACAAAAUAUUUUCAAAGGCAUUUGUCAUUCCUUAAAGCCAAGAUUUUAAAGACCAAUGUCCUUCUUGAGGGUUAUUUUAUUAUGCUGUUUAUGGUGUAAAAAAUCAGUCUGAUAAAUUUUAAUGUGCAGGGGUCAUGCAUUCAACCCAAAUUAUCAUGGACUCAACUCAUUCCCUCUGAUGUGUAAAAUGACAAACUCUUUUUUCUUUUUAAAUCUGUCUUUGAUCCAUGAGUUAGAUGCAUUCUCUCUUGUUGAUCCUUUUAUAUCUGCACCCAUUUAAUGAGUUCUGACAAAAUGUUUUCUAGGUAAUGUUACUGUUUGAGUCAAAAUCAUUGAAUUUUACAGAAAAAAUUGUAAUACUGGUUUUUAGGGAGAGGUACUGUAGCAGCUGUAUGUUUUUGCAAAAUGAUUUAUUCUGUUGGCAUUAUGAACUUACAGGUAAAUUCAUAUCUGAAGAGUACUUAUUGCUCUUAAUCAUGCAAUUCCAAAUGUUAUUACUACUGUAAACAAAAAUACUAUCAGCCUUAGCAAUCAGUGAUCUUUACAAAAGUCUUUUAAGAAGUUCCAAAAUGAUCAGCAUCAGUUUCGGGGGGUUGCAGGUGGAUUCCAGAGAGAUGUGCAGAGAUUGAUCCCCUGAGCUCUCGGACUAGCCAGUGGCUGAGGCCUCCAGGGGCUGGAGGUGCCGGCUAGUUGUCCCUUGCCUAGAGGAGCUUCCCGCGGUUACCCAGGAUGCUGAACAAAGAGCUUCCAGAGAGCCUUGUUUUCUGUACAGUAUGAUGGAGUGAAAAAUGUUGGGAAACAUGGAUAGGGUACAGUUCUUUCCAUUACUCCUACUGGAAUCAUGUCAGUUACUUUCCUUGAUUAAAAAGUUACACAUUGCCAUGAAUAAUUUUUAUGUCCAAGUCUAGUGAAACAUUUUUGCUGGGUUUUUUAGAUUUCACUUUCUUUAAUUUACUUUUUAUUUUGUCCUCACAUUUCCCUGGCCUGAUACCCACAGGCCCAUUUCAUUUGAAAAGAAUGACCUUUCAUUAUAAAACUUUGGCAGCUGUUGAACAUGCUGACUGCUAGACCAGCCAAGUGUCAGGAGGGAAAGCUCUGGGGUGGGUUGAGAAGUCCUCUCAUUUCCCUUCCACAGUAGCCCACUCUGAUUUGGGGGAGAAGGACCAUGCACUGAAGAUCAGGGAGGUGACGGUUACCUCCUUGCCUUUAGUGAGGGCUGCUCAGUCUUAAGACUGGUGAGCCGUACUAGCCAGCUUCUUCCUGUUCUGCUCAGUCUCCCCUCCCAGGCUUAGCUCUCCCCUCCUGUUCCUGAGAAUACUUUUGAGCCAAAUCUCACCCACCUUUCACAGACUCUCUCGUGCACUCCUCCCAUGAAGUGUUACCAGUGCCUAGUCAUGCCAGGAAUAGUGCCUAGCAUGUGGCAGGUGCCCAGUCCGGGGCUGGAUGAGGGGACCAACUGUCCCAGCCCACACUCCUUUCUUUUCAACUCCCUACGUUCCUUGCCACACAUUUACAUACGCACUCAGCUGCUGAGUUUUUGGUUGUUCCUGGCGAGUGUGUGUGUAUGUGUGCGCACAUUCUCCCACCAACCAGGCUUCAAGCUCCUGGGGUAGGCCUGUAACUCAUCCUUCCUGUCUAUCUUCUGGUGCAGCAGGUGCUCCCCAAUCAUCUCAUUGUUGGUCUAUCCCUGCCCCCACUUCCUUUCUAGACCAUUAGAAACCGCCAUGCUUUCCUCAAGCAAGACACUGUAGGGGUAGCCCUUGAGAGUAGUUGGGUGAAGUCUGGGGACAGAACGGUAGAGGAGGUGAAGAGUACCUGGGACUGAGGGAAGGAUAUACUUGGCCUCAAGAGGACACUGAACCACUUUUAUCAGAAUAGGGAGUGGGGACAGUGUCCAGUUGGUGUCCAGUAUUUAAUUAUUACUAUAUAGACAUAAAUGAAACCUGGUUUGCAUCUGGUAUGUAUUUCACAUAAACUGUCAGACUCUAGAGCCGUGCUGUCCUAUACAGUAGCCAGUAGACACAUGGUGGCUGUUUAAGUUUAAAUUAAUAAAACCUUCACCUCCUUAGUCACACUAGCUACAGUUCAAGUGCUCAUCAGCCACAUGUGGCUCGUGGCCCUCGGACUGGAGGGCACAGAUAGAGAACCUUCUGUCCCUGCAGAAGGUUCUGUUGGGACAGCACUGUGUAAGGAGUGCUAAUGUGGACACUGGCGAAACCAGAGUAAUGAAUUCUGACGAGGAGGAUAAAAGCAGACAUGCAGAAUAUAUCACAGUGCAGAUGAUGAGUAUUGUAGGUGAGAAGGUUGAGGACUGUGUCUGGGAUUCUAAGACCCCAGAUUUCUGAGUUCUCUAAGUCUCAUGUGCUCUUUACACACACACGGGGUCCUACCAUGUCGUCAAACAAGAACAGUGGUUUCAGGCAGUGAGAUUGAAAAGCUUUUGGAAAAAGUGCGUGUGGAUGAUCUGGCAGGCAGGCUGUAGACACGUAUGUGUAUAUUAAUUCAGCCACAGAGAGGUCUUUGGAAAAGGUACGGCUUUUCAGAUCAGGGGUUGCACCAGUAAGUGAUCAGAAGGUGUCCUUAUCUCAAAGUUUUCUUCAGCAACGUUCUGAAGGCUUCUUUUCGAUCUGUUAUUGUCACGAAAAGGUGGUCUCCCAACAGUGCUGUCCUCAAAGGCAAGUUUGGUUAAUACGGAAACAGCAUGUUUGGAGCGAUUGCUCUCAUUAAUGGCAUUGUGUAUUUGUAGUAGCCAGAAUUCUCCAGGUGACCUUCAGGUACCGUAGAUGAGAUCCUCCCCUUUUGCAUGUGGGUGGAAGCCAUGAAUCUCACCCAUAAUCAUGUUCAGCUAAUCUAACCCUGUGAGCCCUUUAAAAGCAGAGUUUUCUUAGGCUGGUAGCAUAAGUCAGAUUCAAAGCAGGAGGACUCGAGGCACCACUGCUGAUUUAAGAUGGAGGGGCUGCAGGAGAAGAAAUGGCCUGUCAGGAGCUGAGAAACCUCCGCCAACAGCCACGGGACCCAGAACUACAGCCCUACAGCCACAGGAACUUGAUCAGUCAACAAACUGAGGGAGCUUGCAACUAGAGUCUUCUCCAGCAGAUGAGAGCCCAGCCCCGCCAACACCGUGACUCAAGCCUCGUGAGAUCCUAUGCAGAGGACUCCAACCAAGCCCGCCCUGACUUCUGGUCUGCAGAACUGUGAGAUAAUAAAUAGGUAUUGUUUUAAGCCUCUGAAUUCGUGGUGAUUUGUUAUGCAGCAAUAGAGAAUGAAUAUAGUAUUUAAAAGAGGUGAGGAGGAAAAGUCUUCCUACUUGAUUCCCUAUAGUUAGCUUGGAGAUGUUAAUAACCACGGGAGUCAAGUCUUACACUAGCAAACUUACACCUGGGCCACCGCUGGGGUUUCUCUCCCUGAGAAUCUCAAGUAGUCUUGAUUGGAAGUUUGUUGCCAAAAACUUGGGAGUAUCUUAGCAAUGUUUUGUAAAAAAAAAAAAAAAAAAAAAAAACUAGAACAGGAUUGUUCUCAUUCCAGAACGAGGAACCAGUGUAUAUGGAAUCUUUUUCCUCGGAGAGGUAUUACUUUGUGCUGAUUUAUUCUGCUCUGAGCUUGUUCAGUAUAUUAUUUAAGAACGAUGAACAGUGGUACUUUAAAUAAGAUAUUAGGAGAGAAAAAAAUUUCUGCCUUUUCGUAGAAAUCAGAUAAUCUACUCUGCAUUGAAGAACAUACUUUUUUUUUAACCCAAAACUUACUUUAUUGUGUAAGAACAGAUCAAAUCCUGUAUGUGCCAACCAAAUUUUUGUACUUCGUGGGUGUUUUCCAAAAUACUUCUCUCCUUCCAAGCCAUUAAUGCUAAUGAGCUUGUUUUUAUUUUGGUUUGUAGAUUAAUUUUUGUACUUAUUUUUACUAUAUUGCCAUACCCUUGAUAGAAGAACAGCAGAGAGCUAAAGGGAAGAAAAUGAGAGGCUAAGACUGUCAGAAAGUCAGAAAUUGGAGUCCAAAUCAUCUUUGUGUUCUAGGGGAACCCAGAUAUCCCAGCUCUUUCUUUUAUAGAAAAGGAAACUUUUCCAAGCUGUGUAGCAUUAUUUAUAGUGUGUGAAAUUUGAUAGCUGUACAAUUUUAAUUAUUAAUCUUGAUAUAUGCCAUGAUAACUAGUAGGCUUACUUUAUUUCUUUAAUGCAUGUGAACAUACAAUGCUGAAGACUACGACCAUAUUAAAAAAAAAUUUGUUAUAUAUAUCCCUAUCAUCAGUACCUAUAUAUAACCUCUUCUUGCCUGAAACACCCCACCUUUUUGGGCACUAACUAGAUCAUGUUCACGGGAACAAACAGGAAAGAGCUGGCUGUGUGCGUGUGAGCAUGUGUAUGUGUGUGCAUGCAUGUGUGUAUGCGUGUUAAGAAUUUAGAAGACAUUGUUCAAGAAAGUAAGCUGGGUAUUGAAUGGGAAAGCACUUUGUGCCAAGUAUCAUUCCCGGUGUUGUUCACAUUGCAGUAAAAAUGUUAAUAGUGGUGCUAAAAUUGUUCUCCAAAUAAGGAUUGUUUGUUGUGGGGAAUAUUUAAUGAUACUCUUGGACAUUAGGGAGGCUACUUUAUGUAUCACUUGCUCCUAGUUGUUUUUUGGUAUUAGAGUCAAAGCUUCGGUACUUUAGUAUGAUUAGCCUUCCAUUAUUUGAAAUGCUCAGUUUGCUGAAAUUGGGUGAAAAUACCUUUUGAAGACCUAUUUGAGCCUUAAAAAUGGCUGAUAUCGACAGUACUGUAAGAUGCUAGGCCAGCAGAUUUGAUAUUUUUCAUUUCAGUGAAGACAGAGAUGUUUUCUAAGAAAGACUUAGAAAUCAGCUGACUGAAAAUAAUUAUGUUUCAUUUAUGGAAUAAAAAACUAACGUGUUUCUCAUAAAGAACACUGUUUGGAAAGGUCACGGAUGUUUCUGGAAGCACUCCUUAGAGAAGGUGCCUGAGGAAUUGCUUUUCCAGGCUGUACCAGAUUUUUUUUUUCCUCCUUAAAUGUAUUGUACAUAUUUUCCUUAAAAUGUUUUCAUUGGGUGAAUGGGUAGUAUCUGUAGUAAUAUUUUAGGUACCUGUUAAGGUUUUUAAGGGAAGAUUAUUUAUUUUCAAAUUUGCUGCUAUAAUUGAAAACCUAAUAACUGGUCCUGUUGACUGUGCCUUUCAUUAUUGUUGUUUUCUCUGUGCCACAACCGUUUAUGUGUUUGGAAUAAAGACGUUUAAGAAGCCAUGUUGAAUUCAAGAUUCCUUCUAAUAAAAAUAGGUAAAAAUGAG